Molecule: messenger RNA, 8001 nt
Organism: Bicyclus anynana (squinting bush brown)
Lineage: Eukaryota; Metazoa; Arthropoda; Insecta; Lepidoptera; Nymphalidae
Product: zinc finger protein 300-like
Exons: 9
Coding region: 468-2492 (674 amino acids)
Biological process (GO): cellular developmental process
Cellular component (GO): nucleus
Molecular function (GO): DNA-binding transcription repressor activity, RNA polymerase II-specific; protein binding
Source: RefSeq, a predicted model, not a curated record
AUAAUUCGUACGUAUUAGCAUUUUAGCGGCAAAAUUCGGGAACUUGUGAAGUGCAUGCAACUUUAUCAGUGCAAAAGUGGUGCAAAAAUUAAAUAAAUAGUGUUUAAAAAGGCAUCGUUGUCACAAUACAGCAUCACGAUGAGUCGGCAGCUGCGGAAGAAGCCGCGGAUCAGUUACUACGAGCCGGAGGAGCCGGCGUACGACGAAUACAUCUUCUGCUCGCGCUGCAAGGACUACGUAUACGAGUACUGCGCUAUACAUGGCGCGCUGCUCGUCGUGCCGGAUGACAAGGAGCUGGUCUGGGAGUGUUCUCCACGCUGACGCUGCCCAGCGGGGUCCGCUUCGGUCCAUACCGCGGCGUCAAGAGCAAAGAGAUCACCUCCACCUACUGCUGGCAGCCCGCUUCUAUCUUAGACUGCAUCAUCACUUACCAUCAGGUGAGAUUGUAGUCAAGGGCUAACUUGCAGAUGUACGACGGCAUCGGCAAGCCCACGCACGUGGUGGACGCCGGGGACCCGAACAAGUCCAACUGGAUGCGCUACGUCAACUGCUCGCGGCACUGGUGCGAGCAGAACCUGGUCGCCUUCCAGUACCGCGGCGAGCUGUACUACAGGACCAUUAAAAUAAUCCCACGAUUCACAGAGCUGAUGGUGUUCUACGGGGCAGAAUUCGCUCACAUGCUGCGAGUCAACAUACGGACUUACAACUCGCCCGUCGUGAAAGUUCGCGCGUCGACCAAAAAUAAACCGCAAGCGACACCAAGCGCAUCCGCUCCGUACCGUGGGACUGAUGGUACACACGAUGAUCCGCACCGUGGGACUGAUGGUACACACGAUGCUCCGCACCGUGGGACUGAUGGUACACACGAUGAUCCGCACCGUGGGACUGAUGGUACACACGAUGCUCCGCACCGUGGGACUGAUGGUACACACGAUGAUCCGCACCGUGGGACUGAUGGUACACACGAUGCUCCGCACCGUGGGACUGAUGGUACACACGAUGAUCCGCACCGUGGGACUGAUGGUACACACGAUGCUCCGCACCGUGGGACUGAUGAUACACACGAUGCUCCGCACCGUGGGAAUGAUGAUACACACGAUGCUCCGCACCGUGGGACUGAUGGUACACACGAUGCUCCGCACCGUGAGACUGAUGGUACACACGAUGCUCCGCACCGUGGGAUUGAUGAUACACACGAUGCUCCGCACCGUGGGAAUGAUGAUACACACGAUGCUCCGCACCGUGGGACUGAUGGUACACACGAUGCUCCGCACCGUGAGACUGAUGGUACACACGAUGCUCCGCACCGUGGGAUUGAUGAUACACACGAUGCUCCGCACCGUAGGACUGACGAUACACGCGACAAACAUACUAAACUCAUUCCACCAACAAACAAGAAAAGUACUACAAAAAAAGUGAGUGUUCGCGUGUCUGCCAACAACAAACAGCCGCAAGCGACACCAAGCGCGCCGGCAGUUGCUCCGCACCGUGGGACUGACGAUACACACGAUGCUCCGCACCGUGGGACUGACGAUACACACGAUGCUCCGCACCAACUCCCGGACAAGCAAGAGCAAGUCAUUUCUCUCCAAAACGAUUUACGUUGUGACAUAUGUAACUAUAUAUGUAAAACUCAAAAAUCAUUGGAGAAUCAUUUAGUUCUACACACACUUGACAAUGUCUUCAAGUGUAGCUCCUGCGGAUUUAUAAGUAAGAAAAAAGACUACUUGGAGAAUCAUUUGAAAAUACACACAGGAGAGAAACCAUUCGCAUGUACUAGUUGUGAUUUUAAAUGUAUUCAAAAAAGCCAUUUAAAAAUACAUAUGAGGGUACACACAGGAGAGAAACCAUUCGCAUGUACUAGUUGUGAUUUUAAAUGUAAUCAAAAAAGUAGUUUAAAAAUACAUAUGAGGGUACACACAGGAGAGAAACCAUUCGCUUGUACUAGUUGUGAUUUUAAAUGUAAUCAAAAAAGUAGUUUAAAAACACAUAUGAGGGUACACACGGGAGACAAACCAUUCGCUUGUACUAGUUGUGAUUUUAAAUGUAUUCAAAAAAGCCAUUUAAAAAUACAUAUGAGGGUACACACAGGAGAGAAACCAUUCGCUUGUACUAGUUGUGAUUUUAAAUGUAUUCAAAAAAGUAGUUUAAAAACACAUAUGAGAGUACACACAGGAGAGAAACCAUUAGCUUGUACUAUUUGUGAUUUUAAAUGUAAUCGCAAAAGUAAUUUAAAAAGACAUAUGAGGGUACACACAGGAGAGAAACCAUUCGCUUGUACUAGUUGUGAUUUUAAAUGUAUUCAAAAAAGCCAUUUAACAACACAUAUGAUGAUACACACAGGAGAGAAACCAUUCGCUUGUACUAGUUGUGAUUUUAAAUGUAAUCAAAAAAGUAGUUUAAAAACACAUAUGAGGGUACACACAGGAGAGAAACCAUUCGCUUGUACUAGUUGUGAAUAUAAAUGUAUUCAAAAAAAUGAUUUAAAAUAACAUACAAGAAUACACAGGAAACCAUUCUCAUGUAAUGCAUGCAACUAUAGAACUACACAAAGCAGUACCUUAAAAUCCCACAUGAGAACCCAACACUGCGCGUAGACACACACACACUAGUGGCGCCUGCGACUUGUCCUCCACUGUUGACUCACACCCCCCCCCCCUCUACCCGCGCUAGACAGCACUUGCUCGAGACUUGCUCCCGCAUAGUCGACGCUUGCUCACGCGUACUCGACACUUGCUCACGCGUGCUCGAAACUUGCUCCCGUAUACUCGACACUUGCUCACGCGUGCUCGACACUUGCUCACGCGUGCUCGAAACUUGCUCCCGCAUACUCGACACUUGCUCACACUUGCUCACGCGUACUCGACACUUGCUCGCGCGAUCUCCGCCUCAUGCGCAGUGGCGUGCACUCUAGACACAAAAUGCACUGCAUACGCUGAGGGCUCAUUUUCACCCAGCAGGGUUAUUAUAUAUCUCUGUGUACCAUUCAUCUAUAUAAUCGGUUCGAUUCCCACAACUGGAAAAUAUUGGUGUGAUGAGCAUGACUGUUUUCCAGUGUCUGUGUGUAUUUAUACAUUAUACAGGGUGUGGCGUAAAUAAUGGAUAACCCUGUACCUGCCGAAGAGACUCCUAAUGGGCUAUAGGAAUAUAGAUUUUUUUUUAUUUAUUUAAGUUUCGUUUUAAGAAAAAUGGCUUAAUUCAUGUUUUUCAAAAAAUGGGUACUUUCAUUUAUUCAUUUUGCUACAGUUACCACAAAUUUUAGAUUUUUUGCAUUCUGGUUUUUUUAUAAUACAGCUAAAGAAUUGUGCUAUUGGUUGGUAUAAGGAAUUCCCAGUUUGUUACUCUAGUUUUGGAAAAAAAUAACAUGAAAGUUCAAAAAGCCUUAUUAAUUAUCCAAUUUCUUAACUUUGUGCAACAUCUGGUGUAAAAAAUCUCUAUGAGAGAUGACUUGCCCAUUAUCUUAAAAACAUGCUUGUUUAAUGCAGAUUCCGAAAUGGUAUAAUACCUACUAAAUAUCAUGUUAUUUACGAAAAAAAAUGGCAAUAGCCAAGAACAUGUCCUUGAUUUUUUAACUACAUUAUUAAAUUAUCACAAACAUGUCUUUGUUAACGUAAUAUGGGUCGACCCUUUAUUGUGUGACCGGGGGCAGGUAGUCAAUAUGGAUAGAGCAAGCAGAUAACGACCUUAUUUCGACUACCUGUGGUUGUUUGUCACUGGAAAAAACGCCAUGGUUAAUCUCUUCAAAGGACAGAGACAAAGCAUUUUCAUGUUAGGUAAACAGUAGUUGUGCGAUAGAGAGAUGUUUAUUGUUCUUAUUACAAACGACAAAAACAGGUUUAGAACUCAGAACUUGUGUUAUACAGUUGCAGUUAGUGCUCAUUUGACUAUCGUUGCAUGCGCAUAUCUCGGUUGUAUUUUCACGUGAUUGGAUUUUUUUAAAAGUGAAUUUGGCUUACGUACUACGGACUCUGUUUUUGCUAUACGAAUUGGACAUUUGUGAUAUUAUCGAAGACGAUCGACAUCCCGAUUAUCGCGUGUUUACACGAGUGCACGUCGCUUUUAGCGAAGGACGGAUGCCUGGUACCGGUGUUGGUGGAGCUUCGGAAGGUAGACCUCGACGACAUGGUGAUGACGAAGUUUUAAACGCUGUAAGAGCAAACCCUGAAUUAUCAAUUCGCGAAAUAAGUAGCGAAACUCAUGUGGAUACGCGCACUGUGGGCAGAAUCCUGCACAGGCAUAAGCUUCAUCCAUUCCAUUUUCAGAGAGUGCAGACUCUUAUGACAAGGGAUUAUGCGCCGAGAGUGCAUUUCUGCCGAAUAAUGUUACGAAAAAUAAGAGAAGAUACAGAUUUCUUUAACAAAAUAUUGUGGAGCGAUGAAUCAAGUUGUAGACGAAAUGGCUACCUCAAUUUGCACAACCUCCAUAGUUGGCAGGCAGUGAACCCCAGACAAUGUAGACAAGAUCGUGCUCAAGUCCAAUUUAAAGUAAAUCUUUGGACGGGAAUUUUAAACGGUCAAAUAGUUGGGCCCAUUGAACUUCCGGAGACACUAACGGGUCCCAUUUAUUUAAAUUUUCUGCAAAAUAUUUUACCACAACAAUUAAAAAGUUUAAAUGUGCCAGAUAACCACUGGUUACAAAAUGAUGGUUGCCCUGCUCACUACGCACGCAUUGUCCGGGAUCACCUGAAUGAUGAAUACAAUGAGAGAUGGAUUGGUCGUUUAGGACCCAUUUUGUGGCCGCCAAGAUCUCCUGAUCUGAAUCCUCUCGACUUUUUUUACUGGGGAUGUUUAAAAGAAAAGGUCUACAAGACGGAGAUAACAUCCCUGGAACAAUUAAAGGUCCGGAUUUUUCAAGCUGCUGACGAAAUAAAGAGAUCUGGCUUUGUACGACGCCUGAAAAGGUCAUUCAUCCGUCGUUGCAGGGCCUGCAUUGCCGCAAAUGGCGGCCAUUUUGAACAUUUAAUUUAAAAUGUAAACUUUUGUGUUUUAGCUUUUUCAAUAAAAAAAAAUCGUUUUAUGUUUUUUAUUUAUUUUUUAAAACAACCCACACACCCACUGGUAAACCUAGUCAACUUAAAUUGCAAUAGAUAAUUUGUUUGUGAUAGCUUAAUAAUUUACUUAAUAAAAAUAAAACAAGGACAUGUUCUUGACUAUUGCCAAUUUUUUUCGUAAAUAUCGCGAUAUGUAAUAAGUAUUAUACCGUUUCGGAAUCUGCAUUAAGCAAGCAUGUUUUUAAGAUAAUGGGCAAAUCAGCUCUAAUAGAGAUUUUUUAAACCAUAUGAUGUACAAAAUUAACAAACUGAAUAAUCAAUAAGGCUUUUUUGAACUUUCAUGUUAAUUUUUGCCAAAACUAGAGUAACGAAUUAGAAAUUCCUUAUCAAUAACAGUAGCACAACUCUUAAGCUAUAUUAUAAAAAAAAACAGAAAAAGAAAAUUCCAAAAUUUGAGAUUACUGUAGCAAAAUUAGUAAGUGAAAGUACCCAUUUUUAUAAAAACAUGACUUAAGCCAUUUUUCUCAAAACGAAACUUCAAUAAAUAAAAAAAAAUCUAUAUUCGAAUAGCCCAUUUGGAGGCUCUUCGGCAGGUACAGGGUUAUCCAUUAUUUACGCCACACCCUGUAUAAGUAUUUAUAUGUAGUAUAUAAUUGUAUAUUAAUAUUAUAAUACUAUCAACUAUCUUAGCACCCAGAACACAAGCUACUCUGUAUGAUUACUUUGGGGCUAGAUAGUGAUGUGUAUUGUUUAAGUAUAUUUAUUUAUUUAUUUAUUAUAAUCAUAUGGAUUUGUUCUCUCAUUUAUUUAUUUCUCCUUUUUUUAUUUAAUUUUUAACAAUGUCAAUAUAAAAUACAAAACACUAUUAAAAAUUAUUUUUAUUAUAUUAUAAUCAGUCACUACAUCGUUUCUUAUCGUAUCGUCUGACAUUGUUUUAAACGAUAUUAUCGUAAUUUUAUGUAAAAUUACAUUAGUAUAGUAUAUAGUAUAGAGUAUAUACUAUACUAAUAAAUACUAUAUAAUAUAAAAUAACGUUAUUUUAUAAAUAAACUAGUAUUUACGUAAGUUGGUUGAAAUAAUAAUGUCAGAUGAAUGUUUAAAACAAAACAUCAUUGCCACUUGACGUAAAUGGCGUAGUCAAGGUCAUUUCGUAGAAAUAACUCUGUUAGAUGAUCACAAAAACGAAAUUAAUUAUUAAAAUGGCACACUGAGAUACAUAAUAAGGCCGCUGGGUCGGUAGCCAUGUGGCAUGUCGAUUCUAUUUCUACAAACGAUAACGCUUCGACAAAUAACAAACUGUAUGGAUAUGACAGAUCCGAUCGACAACUUGAUCACGUGACCUGAUAGUAAAAUAUGACAUUGCCAUACAUAUUUCUAGUUUUCAAAGCGCUUGCGUUUGUAGAAAGAGAAUCGACAUGCUACAUGACUACAGCCCCAUAGUUGGUAAGAAAUUAAAUAAUAUUCCAUUAGACCAGACCUGCGCAAAAUUAGAAAAUAUAAAAUCCUUAAACGAUCCUAGAUUGGAAUCAAACCCAGGCCCCAGGACCAGUCGAGAUCCACAGUACUACCGACUGCGCCAGAGGUCGUUGUGAGUCUAGUACACGCCACUGCUCAUACAAACUUCCGCUGUCCUUAUCGCCUGCUACUUAGGUGUCUAUAUACCAAAAUUAGUCUUAAUAAAUAAAUAAAUAGUAAUAGUAAAACUUUUUUCGUAAGAAGUGCUAUGUUGUUUUUGGUCACUAAGCAUUGUUGGUUACGAUCUGUACUCAGACCAAUUAUAGAAGGACCUGUAUCGCACUCAUAGUCACGAACAAAAUAGUCUGUCAUUUUCUGAGGAAAACGAGCUUAGAUUUGGUAUAUAUCUUAUACUAAACUAGAAGUUUUUGCCCGUUUAUUACACCAUUCAAUUACACAGAAAGGUAUUUUUACGGAGCUCUUUAACCGACGAACACGGAUUACGACUAUUUAACAUCGAUACUAUAGAGACGGUUUUUAUAAUCGCAUUAGAUCGUCGAUCAUAUACUUUGACAGAAAAGUAAUGUCAAGCGAGGCAGGUCCUAUACAAUAAUUGCUCUGAGAAUUAUUAUAGUGCGACACAAAAUAGUAAUAAUACAGUGCGACGUAGAAAAUAAAUGAGGGCGCUGUAGUCACAUAUUGUCGUUCUUAUGGUAACACUGUGUACACUUGGGACUGCAACUACUUGAUACUUGAUAAUAUGAAUUUUGAAUUUAUUUUUCCAUGUAAGUUCUUAGUGUGAACUAAAAACAGACGUUUUAAGUUUAUAUUAGUCUCUUUAUAAGCUAUAUAGUUAGCCUAAUUUUUACUUGUCUAUGUCCUGUUUGUUUCUACUGUCUAUGUCCUAAAAAUUAUCUACGACGGAAAAAAAUAUUGUAAACUUAAUAAUUUUUAAUAAAUAUUUUUAAUAAUGAGCUUAACUAUUAGUCAAAUAGCUUACUGUUAAGCAGUGGCGGAUUUACGAAUUUGCUGCCAGUCGGCUAUUGAAUUUUUGUAGCCCCUACUGAUUUACUGAACUUUGAACUUCGAUAUGAAUCUUAGUUCAAUACAAUGGGGAUGAUGACUAGGUUUGAAUAUAUUGAUUUUUAUGAUACAUUCGGGUAAAUAAGGUCAAUGUUAACUAAUUUAAAUAUAAAAAGCAAAGAUUUGCAAAGUAAAUAAGAUUAUAAAAUUUCAAAAUCUAUUAAAAAUCUUUUAUCGUUGAAAAUUCAUACAGUUUUAGCUUCCUAACAUUAAAUGUGACAUUUUUUAAUAAAUGAACUAUAAACAUAAACGCACAAAUAACGAAGACAUUAGUAAUUUUGUUUGUACGCACAUACAAAUCUAACGAUCAUUACAUGCCUGCGACGUCAUUAGUUCGUACCAUUUUGUAUGGGGCGUUUUUCAGGGAUCCGCGGCAGCGCCGCAAAUCUGACCCUUUAAAUCCCUGUAGCUCCGAAAGUAAUGAUCGCAGAUACCCUGUUACUUUUACAAAAUUGCUUUGCUAUUAGUAUACU